GUCCUGGACUCUGUAGGGAGAGUUUGGACUGACAUGUCGGUGAGUAAAUGAUGACAGAGGAUGUUUCUCAAUUCUAAGAAGGCAGACAAUGGGCUUGCAUUCUCAUGGAGACCGGUCUUGCCAGGCUACCCUCAAAGAUCAACCUCAGAAUGACACGAGGACACACAAAGCAUCUUUGUGAGAAUGGAGAUGUCUUGUUGCUCAUCUGACCAUCCUAGCACAUUUUAAAUAGCAGGACAGUACCACCCAAUGCACAAUAACAUCACAGAUCGAGGCGUCAUCUUAACUAAUUAAAUACUUGCAUUCUUUUUAUUUUACUGCAUGUAUUUGUGUAAAUAGUGCUCUGUCAAUGUUAAGAUUCUUUUUAAUAUGCCACUAAAAAACACUGCAGGCUUUCUUCAGGUCUUUUUCACUAUAAGAUUACUGCAAAAAUAAACGACAUGUUUACUUUCACAAGCAGUCAUGCUUUUGCAUGCAUGAAACAAAGUUUAACAGCUUGCAAGCUUCCAUCUGGAAUUUCUUACAGUUUGCUUCUCUCGUCUGUAUUUGGUGCAUCCUCGAUAUCAAGAACACAUCUGUGUAGUCUGUAUUUGUGUUCUUGAGUGUUGUAAUUGAACUUUGACCUUUGAGGAUGAUGUACUAUAUGAGAACGGCUGGGCCGAUCAGACACACAAUUAUUUGUUAUAUUUAAAAAAUAAUCUUUAAAACCCACUCUGUGAGUUCCGUGAACCAUCCCCUGAAAGUAAUCUAUCACUCUAAGAGGGCUCAGUUACCAGAGCUACCAUCUGAUAAGACUCUUUAUUGCUAAAAAGUAUGUGGAAAGAUGCUAUGUGCAAUGGAACAGACCCUUUGAAAGACAGACUCUUUCCACCUCAUGAAUUCAUAGACAUACCAUUCUAUGAAUAAACAUGCAUAAUCCAGAACUUUGUGUCUACAAUUCACUGAGACAUGUACAAUCAUGUAUCCUAUAUAAUAAUAUGUUCUUUGAUAGUGGUUUUCCUAUAUAGUACACCUUGAAUCAAUGUUUUAUUAUUACUUAAAGAAAAUUUUGUCAUUAAACAAGUGAUUAAUGACAACAAUUUCAUUUUGGAGUGGAGUAUCCCUUUAAAUAAGCAAGAACGCACAUAUGUCUGCUUGGCAUUUGUGAGCUCCAAAUUAUAUUUCCUAUUUGUUUAUUUACAUUACAUUUAUCUUACUCUGUGACACAUUAGUAUUAUAAGAAUCUUGAAGAUUUUUUUCUUCAACAGCCAAUCCUAUUUCAUUUGCAAAACACCCUUAUAGAAGACCAAAAUGUCCCUCCAGAGUUACCAUUCCUCAUUGGCUCAGUCAAAUCCUGAGGAUGUGACAUCUACACACUUUAGAGAUCACUGAUCACAAGAUUAGGUCAGAGUUUAGAUUGUGCUAGAAGUCUUCCAAUGACUCCUAAGUUUGUGCCAGGCUGUGGCCUUGACUUUCCAUUCAGCAAAGAUCCUCUGACUUCAGCUGGUUCUCUUUCAUCCAGAAAAUAUUCAGCCAAGAUCAACUAGAGCCUCAACAAACUGCAUCAGGACACUUUUAUUCAAACAGACAAUACAUGCAACAAAUGGUGAUGAGCCUGCGGGUGUCAGAGCUGCAGGUUCUUCUGGGCUACGCAGGCAGAAACAAACAUGGACGAAAGCACGAGCUCCUGACUAAAGCCUUACACCUCCUUAAAGCCGGCUGCAGCCCUGCCGUCCAGAUGAAGAUCAAGGAGCUCUACAGACGACGCUUUCCCACCAAGCUGGUGUCCCCAACAGAGUUGGCCCUGCCUGGAGUUCACCCCACCGCUGCCUCUUUGCCCCCUGGCCUCACGCAGUUGGGAUUUGAUGGGCACAGAGCGCCCCCAUCCCCUCUGCUCCCCAUCUCGCUUCUCGGGCCCAAACACGAGCUGGGACUGCCCCGCCUCCCCACGAACCUGCACCCCGUACACCCUGAUGUCAAACUUCAACGGCUUCCAUUCUAUGAUGUACUGGAUGAGCUCAUAAAACCUACGAGUCUUGCUUCAGAUAACAGCCAGAGGUUUCAGGAAACAUGUUUUGCAUUUGCAUUGACGCCACAGCAAGUCCAGCAAGUCAGCAGCUCAAUGGACAUAUCGGGGACCAAAUGUGACUUUAUGGUGCAAGUACAGUUACGGUUUUGUCUAUCAGAGACCAGCUGCCCUCAGGAGGACCACUUCCCCCCUAAUCUUUGUGUUAAAGUCAACGGGAAACCGUGUAAUCUCCCAGGAUAUCUGCCUCCUACCAAAAAUGGUGUGGAACCAAAGAGGCCCAGCAGACCCAUCAACAUUACCUCAUUGGUCAAACUGUCCACAACUGUCCCUAACACCAUCGUAGUGUCCUGGACCUCAGAAAUUGGACGGAGUUAUUCUAUGGCGGUGUACCUGGUCAAACAGCUGUCAUCUACAAUGCUAUUGCAGAGGCUGCGGGCUAAAGGCAUCAGAAACCCAGAUCACUCCAGAGCACUCAUAAAGGAAAAGUUAACAGCAGACCCUGACAGUGAAAUAGCAACCACCAGCCUAAGAGUUUCAUUAUUGUGUCCGCUGGGGAAGAUGCGGCUAAUGAUUCCGUGUCGGGCGUUGACGUGUUCACACCUGCAGUGUUUUGAUGCUACGCUCUACAUCCAGAUGAAUGAAAAGAAGCCCACAUGGGUGUGUCCUGUAUGUGACAAAAAAGCACCCUAUGAACAUCUCAUCAUUGACGGGUUGUUUAUGGAGAUUCUGAACAGCUGUUUAGAUUGUGAUGAAAUCCAGUUCAAAGAAGAUGGUAGCUGGGCCCCCAUGAGGUCGAAAAAGGAAGUGCAAGAGGUGUCAGCUUCAUACAAUGGCAUUGGUGGUGGAUGUCGUACGACGGUGUUGGAACAGAACUCUCAAACAAAUGGCAACAGUGGAGGAAACGGCAAAAAAGUGGAAGUGAUUGAUUUGACUCUUGACAGCUCGUCUGAAGAAGAGGAAGAUGAAGAACCCCCUCAGAAGAAAAGCUGCCCCUCGCUAUCUAGCAUCUCUCCUCAGAUGGAUAAUGGGGUACUACAUCUCCACAGACAAGCAUCUCCUGUGAGUCGAACACCCAGCAUGCCUCAGGUGGACACCAGUUACAUUCCCCCACCUCCUCCCCUCAUUCAGGACUACCGCCACUACUACUCUACACCCACUGACCUGUCAGAUCUCAGCUUCUUUCCUUAUUUACAAGGAGAGAAUCAUCAGCACUACAACAUGGUGAUGGCAGCAGCUGCAUCAGCAUCUGAAGAUCACGACCUCCUCCUGAGUCGCUUUCUCCCAUACGGCUCGUCUCAGCUCUUCCUGGACCCUCCCUCUACCCCCGUAAGCAACAGCCUCCCUCCCAUUAACAUCAACGGCAGCAGCACCGGCAGCAGUCUGGUGUCAUCCAGCAGCCUACGGGAAAGUCUGGGACAUCCAAACGCCCCCCGCCCCGCUUCUGAAUCAGCCCCCACGUCUGCCAUCUAUGGUCCCGUUCCAGACGUCAUCUCAUUAGACUGACCCGGGGCCGAACCCUUACACAGGAAACUGACUGAAGAGACUUUCAAACAUUGGGAAGAAAAGGGGACAUACAAGAUGACUGAAGGGUGUUUUUGUAAACGAUGAUAAUCGUUGCCGUGUACAGAGAAUAAAUAUAUUUUUUGUUUUACUUUUGUAUAUACACCUAUCUAAUGUAUAUGUAAACUUGAACGUUUUUUUUCCCCCGGCUUGCUAAAAUUACUUUGGGUUUUAUCUCACUUUUUAUAUCCUUUACCCAUAAAAAACUGUAGUAAUCUGUAUUUUCCAUAGGGCACAAUGGCUGCGUUCAGACUGUCAGUGGGACCCUUGGUUCUUUUCUCUUCCUACCAAAACCUCUUCCUACCUUUUUAUUUGUCUUUGUCAGUCCAUACCAUAUCCCCUAAACAUGCAGGAUUAUUUUAUAUAAUGCUUUUAAGGGAUAGUUCAGCCAAAAAUGAACAUUCUGUCAUCAUUUACAUACCCUCAUAUCGCUCCAAACCUGUAUGAGUUUCUUUCCCUUGUGGAAUACAAAAAUAUAUUUUCUUUCCUCUUUGUGUUGCACAGAUCAAAUUUGGCACACGAGAGUAAAUGACGACUAAAUCUUUAUUUUUUGAUGAACGCUCCCUUUUAUUUUUAAUGGGCUGUUAAGAAGCAUUCCUUCACAUUCAGGUUAACAACUGGAAGUAAUCGCAUUGUUACAGACUGCCAAUAUCUGACCUCAUGAUUCUUAAGGGAAAUGUAAUUCAUGACUGUUUUUAAAAAUUAAUUCUCUAACAAUUCUGCAUCCAUUUUUCUUCUUGCUCAAUGCCAAAAGAACACUGUUUAGUGUUGAAGUUUCGAGAGUGAGAGCUUGCGAGUUCAGUGAACUUAAAUGUACACCUUGUAUGGAAAGUAAGGAUUUACUCUCUUUUAUUUCCUCCUCCUUUCCAUCCCUCUCUUCUCGAAUUGUUCAGAAGGAAUGAUUUGUUGGGAGGUUUGACAGUGGUGUAGAUGAUGAGGUUACGAUGUCCUUGGUGUUGGCAUGUAAUUGCUCAUAGAUGUUGGAUGACUUUGGUUGUCUCUUAGGUCGUCUGUGUUUGGUACUGUGCAGGAAACCUAAAGCCACUCAUCAUUUCUUCUGUUUUGUCAUGUGUGCCUUGUGUGAGUGUGUUUUCGUGUGAAAGCCUGGACCUGUUGUUUCUUGUACUUCAGUUAGCCUGUAUUAAGCUGCUCUUCACGCUGACUAUCAGUUACAGAAACACAAGCCUAUUGAGUUAACAUUUGGACGUUCUUUCAAGUGCUGCUUGGGAUUAACAUAGGAUAUUCAUUGCAAAGGUUUUUUGGUAGCACUUUAUUUUACAGUCCUGUUCCUUAUGUACAUACUAUGUACUUAUUAUAGUAAUUACAAUAACUAUGUAAUAACUAGGUACUAACCCUGAACCUACCCCUAAACCUAACCCUACCCCAUGUAGUUACCUUGUGUUCCCAGAACUUUCAUAGAUAAAUACACUGUAAGUACACUAUAAGUACAUGUUAGUACACGUACUGUAAAAUAAAGUGCAACCGGUUUUUUUGCUAAACUAAAUUGAAGAAAAUUAGAACAGAAGAUUGGGGAAAAAAAUAGUGUUCAAAAAGAAAAUACAACAUGUUGGAAAUGGAAAUGUGUGUGUGUGUGUGUGUGUGUUUGCUUGUGUGGCUCUCAGUGUGUUGACCAGAUCUUUCAAAGCCUAAUUGGGUUUGGGACUGGGGUAAUUGCGUGUGACCGGAUCUAGCUAUCUCGUUUUGUGUUGUUUGAUAGACUGAUGAGUCUCACUCUGUUUCCUUUGACCUCUAAACCUCCUUUUAACCUACAUUUCUUCUGAGAGUAUUAGAUGUUUAUCAGUUGAUUUGUUUCUUGGCUCUAGAUUGGUUUGAAAUGUAACCGCUUAAGUAGUUAAUGAGAUCAAAGUAAUGGAGACAAAAAUACAUAUGCUGUUAUGGCAAAAUCCUUAAUACCAAAUUGAGUACUUGUUAGAUCUCUAGCAGUGUUAAUGAUAGACUCUUUAUUUUAACAAGUCAAUGUGUCUGUCUCAUGCUUUAUGUAUUUGUUACCUGGGAUAUACAAGCAAGGUUCAAUGACAAACACAAUACAAGUUUUCAUUCAUUUGUUGAUUUUUUUGCUCCAUGAUUGAUAAAGGGAUAAGUUGUGUAAGUUUGAAUGUGUGUAUGAAAGCGUGUGCAUGUUUUUGUUCUUGAUGUAAGGCAAACAUUGUGCAGACUUGGAUGUCCCAGUGAUGUGCAUUCAUGUGUUAAAGCUGGAUCCGCAAUGUCACAAAAAACUAAUUUAUAUAUUUUAGAUGCAGAACUGUUUUAUGAGUGGACUUGGUGUCAAAGUCCAAGUUUAUUUUAUUUUGCCAUUUCAGUAAGCUGACAUCUCUGCUCACUGCCUUAAAUUUCAUCCACUCUGCGUCUCUGUGGCAUGUUUUAUGGAGAAAAAAAGGAUUUUUAAGACAUGGAAGACAUAUUGUAUAGUAGACCAAUGUCAGUUUGUAUAAAAUACUAAGUGGAAAAAAAUAUUUAUUACAUGCAUUGAAAGAAAUUGUUUACCUAUUGAAUGUUACAUGUUUAUGUAGAGACAUUUAGAUGUAAUAAAAUGCAUUGAGUUAACUUUG
Molecule: messenger RNA, 6138 nt
Organism: Carassius gibelio (silver crucian carp)
Lineage: Eukaryota; Metazoa; Chordata; Actinopteri; Cypriniformes; Cyprinidae
Product: E3 SUMO-protein ligase PIAS1
Exons: 15
Coding region: 1574-3511 (645 amino acids)
Biological process (GO): protein sumoylation; regulation of transcription by RNA polymerase II
Molecular function (GO): SUMO ligase activity; zinc ion binding; transcription coregulator activity
Source: RefSeq, a predicted model, not a curated record